Vigna unguiculata (cowpea) is the source of this 686-nucleotide messenger RNA. RefSeq names its product MLP-like protein 43. Gene Ontology annotation, biological process: defense response. The record is from RefSeq and is a predicted model, not a curated record. Lineage: Eukaryota; Viridiplantae; Streptophyta; Magnoliopsida; Fabales; Fabaceae.
UCACCAAUCUCCCACCCUUCUUUGUUUCUUAGAUUUCUUGUUUUUUUCUUGAUCACAAUGUCCCUUUCAGGUAAAAUCAGCAUUGAAAUUGAGGUUCAUGCAACUGCUGCAAAGUGGUUCAAUCUCUUCACAACUCAACUCCAUGAAGUUCAAAACCUUACUAACAGAGUGCAUGAAACCAAGCUGCACCGUGGUCGUGAUUGGCAUCACACUGAAUCCAUCAAACACUGGACUUGUACUAUAGAUGGUAAGGUUACAAAAUGUCAGGAGAGUAUCGAAUCUGUUGAUGCAGCGAACAAAAGAAUCAGCUACAAGCUGUUUGGUGGAGAUAUUGGUAGUAAGUACAAGGUGUUCAAGCUCAUAUUUCAAGCCAUUGAUAAAGAUGGUGGUGCUAUUAUCAAAUGGACCAUUGAAUAUGAGAGGAUUGGACAGGAAGUUGAUCCUCCAUAUGGCUACGUGGAAUACCUCCACACUGCAAGUGGAGAGGUUGAUGGCCAUCUUAAAGCAUAACUUUGAACGUUAUGCACAAAAUAUGUAAGAAAUAAGAUAUAAGAAAUAAAAAAUCAUGGGUUUUGCCCUUGUGUCUUCGUCUGUAUAAUAAGGUUGUAAUGUUUUAUGAGAAGGAUAUGGUUAUGUAAAUCCUUCGUUUUCAUGGAAUAAAUGGAGAGAUGUUGGAUAUGCAACAA